This is a messenger RNA of Astyanax mexicanus (Mexican tetra), 2147 nucleotides long. Its product is annotated as zinc finger protein 572. The record is from RefSeq and is a predicted model, not a curated record. Bases 76 to 1479 code for a protein of 467 amino acids. The transcript is spliced from 2 exons. Lineage: Eukaryota; Metazoa; Chordata; Actinopteri; Characiformes; Acestrorhamphidae.
AUUUUGAAGGCCAUUGUAGCAGAGACUGAACAGCUCCCAGUUUCCAGUGUGUGGGUCAAGAAAGUGUUUUCCGCAAUGGCUUCGGUUACUGAUGUUGGGAAAUUUGAGUCUUUAAAUUUCUCUAUUCACGAAAGAUUAACUACAGUCGCGGGAGAGAUAUUUCAGCUAGUUAAAGAAACUCUCAGCGAGUUUCAGGAGGAGGUUUAUCGCUGCAGGCAGGAGAAUAUUCAACUGAAGAGAAGACUAGCCGAGACCAGCAGCACUGAGCCAGAUGUUCAGAUGAAGCAUGUUGACUUUCCUGUUGAGGACCAGAACUCCAGCCAAGGCCUGGUUGGGGCUGAACUGGACACUGAGACGUCAGCAGUACAAGUGAAGGUGGAGUUCAGUACCCAACUUCAGGAUCCUGAGGCUCAGCAGCCAUUAUGCCAUUAUUCUACACCCACAUGCAACCCUGAACCUUCUCCCGUAGCUCCCACAGAGCUACCUCACGCUCAUUUCCCAGCUCAUGUGGAUGACUCUACCAUUCAUGAGACCGAUGGGGGUCGGAAUAGAGGUCGUAAUGGAAGUCUAGGUGUAUUUAUGAACUCAUACGUUACAGUCAAAUUAGAGCGCUGUGACUCCCAAUUGACUGGCAUUGACCAGCAGUCAUACUCCAGUUUGGUCCAAAAUGGAAGUGGUUCUAAUCACGAUUAUAAAAGAGCUGUAAAAGACGAAGCUGCUGCUCAUUGGGUUCAGUCGUCUGAUGAGCCUGGUCCUGCUCUACCACCCCCACCACCACAAUGCAUGGUAAACAGCAUGACUGGAGAGGAAAUGUCACUAUUUCACUGUAAGGCUUGUCCUGAGACAUUUGAAAACGUUGAGCAGUUCAAGGCACACAUGCUAAAGCAUCGUAAAGAGGCCUGUUUCCAUUGUGAAUUUUGCGGGAAUUAUUACAGUAGCGACUCUGCUUUCCAAAACCACCUCACAACACACACAGGAAAAAAGCCUUAUCUCUGCAGGUUCUGCUACAAGACCUUCAGUCUCAAAAGCAGCUUGGAAGAGCAUGAGAGGAUUACACCCUACAUCUGCACCAAAUGUUGCAUGCAUUUCACCUGGCCGAACCAGGCUCGACUCCACGUGCAGGAUGAACACCCCGACUACCCUGACACAAUCAUCAAAAGGUCAAACAAGCAUGGCCUGCUGGAGGUGGCUCAUACUGGUGUCGAGGAAACUCGCUGCCAGUUGUGCGGAAAGAAUUACAGCACCCGACAACAAUUACAUAUUCACCUUCUAAACCACCCCAGAGAGAGGUCAUAUAACUGCAGGUUCUGCAAAAAGACAUUCAUGCAGAAAUGCCACAUGAUGGAGCACGAGUGGAUCCACACCAAUGGAGACAAAUAUAGCUGCUCGGUAUGUGGGAUGAGUUAUAGGUGGCUACAUUCUGCCAAGGUUCAUAUACAGAAUCAUCACAGACAAAAAGCAAGGAUUCUUCGAAACUAAGAAGACUAAACAUUUUUUAAGGUCCUGAAAAAUGUUCGGAACAAAGAGACUAUUGUGGCUUGAUAUUAUUGCAAAUCUCAGUAAAUCUUGGCGCUAUUUAAUUAUAGUUUAUAAUUUGUAUGCAUUUUUCAUUUAUAAAAAUAGAAAAAAAUAAAAUAAAUGUUAUACAUAAUGCUAAUCUAUUUGCCCUAAUUUAUGCACUUCAUACAUGCUUUUAAAUCUGUAUCUGCUGAUAAAGCUCAUCAGAUAUGUGUGUUUUUUGGAUGCCCAUACAUGUCAGAUAAUAACUUAGUAUGUUAAAGUAAUGUUAAAGUGUUUGAUUGUUAAAUAAAGGCUAUUUUUCCGUCAAAAACAUUAGAAGAUAUAAUAAAACCAAAAUAUAACAUUUAUUAAAUGUUCUUAGCUAUCAGGGGAGGGUAUUUACUGUGUUUAAAUGAAUUAUUAGACGGACUUCAGUAAAAGGACAAUGUUAAAUUGUUAAAUAAAGCUUACUUUUCCAUUAUACACAUUAAAAGACAUAAUAAACCCAAAACUUUGGUGAUGAGAUGCACAACGAUAUUAUUGCAGAUAUCAGUGAAUCCUGGAACUUUUAAAAUAUAUUUUAUGAUUGGUAUUCAUUCAUUUUUUUUUUUAUAAAAAUGGCUAAAAAUAAAUGUACAUAAUUCUAA